This is a messenger RNA of Gossypium raimondii (Peruvian cotton), 2474 nucleotides long. RefSeq names its product pentatricopeptide repeat-containing protein At1g77405. Lineage: Eukaryota; Viridiplantae; Streptophyta; Magnoliopsida; Malvales; Malvaceae. The record is from RefSeq and is a predicted model, not a curated record. The transcript has 2 exons. Bases 184 to 1530 code for a protein of 448 amino acids. Gene Ontology annotation, molecular function: protein binding.
ACUUCAAACAUUACACUGCUUUUAUGUUUCUGCCAUGCAGCUCCACAAGAUUUCUAUUGCAAUGCAUAAUAAGUCUCAUUCUUUAGCUGUUAUGUGAAAGAAAAAAAAAAAAAAAACUCAAACACCCACUGAAGAAAUUGAAAGCAAAAGAACUGAAUUUGUUGAGCAAACUUCAGUAGAAAGAUGUUUCCAACAAAGCCUUUGCAACGCAGCUCCGAUGGCAUAGUCCACCAGGUAAUGUCAAUGAUGGUUCAAAACCGACCCUUCGAUGCUCAACUCGCUUCUUCAACAAUUUCAAAUCCAUGGACAACUGAUUCAGUUUCAGAUAUCUUAAGAUCCGUUCCCAAGUUCUUUUUUCAAUCCCUUCGUUCCAUUGGCCGUCAAAAAGGCUUCCGCCACCGUGCUCCUUUAAAGCAAAGAAACCUUAAACAAGAGAAAUUUAAGAUUUCCCAUAAUGUUCUUCUCCUUGGGCCUGCUGCUUAUAGAGACCCCGAAAGGGUAGCUUUAGGACUAGAUAAAGCAAUGGAAUUCUAUUUAUGGGUGGAAAAGUUUUUCGGGUUUUCUCAUAAUGAGAAAACUUGUAAAGAAAUGGCUUUUGUUUUGGCUAAAGGUAAUAAUUUGAAGGGUCUUUGGGAUUUUCUAAAGGAAAUGUCUAGGGUUGAUAAUGGGAGUCUUGUUACUACUACUUCUAUCACCUGUUUGAUUAAAGUCCUAGGUGAAGAAGGGUUAGUUAAUGAAGCAUUGGCUUGUUUUUAUAGAAUGAAGCAAUAUCAUUGCAAACCUGAUGUUUUUGCAUAUAAUAUGAUUAUUCGUGCCCUUUGUAGAGUUGGGAAUUUUAAUAAAGCAAGGUUCUUGUUGGAACAAAUGGAAUUACCAGGUUUCAGAUGUCCACCCGAUGUGUAUACAUAUACAAUUUUGAUAAGUUCUUAUUGUAAGUUCAGUAUGCAAACAGGAUGUCGAAAGGCAAUUCGAAGGAGGCUUUAUGAGGCGAAUCACUUGUUUCGUGAGAUGUUGUUUAAGGGUUUUGUCCCUGAUGUUGUGACUUAUAAUUGUUUGAUUGAUGGUUGUUGUAAGACGAAUCGAAUUGAAAGGGCUUUGGAACUUUUUGAAGAUAUGAAUAAAAGGAAUUGUGUUCCAAACCGGAUCACCUAUAAUUCUUUCAUUAGGUACUAUUGUGCUGUUAAUGAGAUCGAUAAAGGUAUUGAGAUGAUGCGGAGGAUGCAACGGAUGAAUCAUGGCGUAGCAACAAAUAGUUCGUAUACUCCGAUUAUACAUGCUCUGUGUGAAGCUGAAAGGGUGUUGGAGGCCAAGGGUUUUCUUUUUGAGUUGAUCAGAGGGGGAUCUAUCCCAAGAGAGUAUACAUAUAAGUUAGUUUGUGAUGCACUGAAUUCAGUAGGAGCAGCCAAUUUGAUCGACGACGAGAUGCAUAAAAGAAUAAGAGAUGGUGUCGGCAGCAGAUGUAGACAAGUUAUGAAAGUGAAACAUAUAACAAGUCACAUACGGACAACGAGGAUGGUGGAGGAAGUUUAGCAAUCAAGGAAAGCUAUUUAUGCUCAACCAUGUAAAGCAAAGCAGACAAGAAGUCGGUUGAUUGUUGGGGCACUCUGGUGGUAAGUAUUACAGAGUGAAUAACGAGGAUGGUGGAGGAACUUUCUUUCCGCAGAUUUUGAAGUUUCAAUUUAUAAUUGGUUUUACCUACGGUCUUAUUGUUGGAGAAUAAUGCUCUCAUUGUUGCGGCUCAGGAACCUUUUUCACCUGCAAAACAUUCAUGCAUUUUGGUUUUUCAUAUCAGUUUCUACUGAGUUCCCCUACUUCCAAGUUGUCCAUCUAUUGUAUGGUCUUGUAUACUACAAAAUAUUUGUGUACAAGAAUUUGAACUAAGUAUGUCAAAACCUUUGAUGCUAAUUAUGGGCUGAUGGCCAAGUUGAAAUCACUUCAAAUAUUAGGAUGUUUAGUUGGCUUCAUCAAGACUGUCAUUAUUUCAUAUAUCUUGUUGCUUGCACAAAAAGAAACUAUACUUCAAGCCCCCAUUUUCUGCUUCAUAUGCAUGUCCAAGAAAAGUGAAAGCACUGGUGACAACCGUGGAGGCCACUGCAUGGUGGAAGUGUUGCUAAUCCAGGGGCAACCAUUACUGCAGUAGGUGUAAAUGGUGGCACGACAGCUGGUCGUGCUUGUGGGGCAGGCGUUAACAAUGGUGAGGGUGGCUGCAGUGGCUGCAGUGGCGACAGUGGUGGUGGCUAUCACUAAGUAUGCUACUGGUUUCCCAAGGGGAGGAAAAAACAAUAGAAGUGCUGUUAUGGGAAUAGAAAGGUGUAAAUGUUUCCUUUUUCUUGCUUUUCUCCAUAGCUUUUUGAUAUUAUGAAUUCUAAAUUUCAAUGGAAUUAAACUAAAAAAAUUGUGGUUCUUUAUAUAAGUUGAAUUAUUGUUUAUAGAUUAGGUGAAAUUAGCAAAGAUUCUGAUAACUUUGCGGGCCA